UUUCCUUUCAGCAACACAAAACCCUCCAAAGAUUCAGAGAGAACUUCAUUAUCUUCAAACAUGAGUGAUUACAUGCCUCGCCCGUUCCGUUUCGAUGGUUUGGUUCGUACUUUUUCUGGUUACAUGUUCCAUGAACCAAGAGUGCUCAAUCACCAUCGUUAUCUCCAACAUUUCGAUAAGAUAAGGCUCCAUCACAUCACUCAACUUGAUCCCUAUGAAUUCAAUGUCUACAAGUAUGACAUUAUUUCUCUUAUCGAAGGGCUUGGGUGGGAUUUUCUCCUUCGUCAACCUAUUCAUCCUGCAUGCCCAGGAGCUGUCAAGUACUUCUUCUCCAAUCUUCAGAGUCUCGGCAUUAGCUCAAGAAGGUUUACCACUCUGAUCUAUGGGCAUCUGCUGACUGUUCCAGUUAAUGCUCUAAAUGGUAUUCUCGGGUUUCCCUCUCAGGGACUCGGUCUUGCUCAUCCUUCUGAAUUUUUGAAGCAUGAGUUCAAGAUAGAAAUCGAGUAUAGCAACUUCUCCACUGAGCCAACUGGUGGCUCUGAUGUCCCAAUACCUGUUGCUUGGCUGUCCCCAAGACUGAGGAUCUUCCAUUACAUCCUCACUCACGUCUUCUUUCCUCGGUCCUACAAUCAGGACUGUGUUCUUCCCAUGGAUCUCUGGAUCAUUGCCAAUGCAACUGCAAGACGAAAGCUCGACUUUGCAAGCAUCAUGUUUGGUCAGCUUCUUCCUGUAGGAGACGAAAACUACAAAAGUCUCCUACCUUUUGGCUCUAUUAUCACCCGAUUACUGAUCAAUCUAGGUGUUGACCUAUCCGAGUUUCGAAGUAUCUCCUCCACUAUGUAUGUCAGUGCACUUAAUGUGCUGAUGAUACUUGACCUGCCAACUGAUAUUCCUCCACCUCCUCCUCCCUCUGCAUCCCUUCUGGGUGCUCCUCCAAAGUCUCGCUCUGUUAAGAAAGGCGCCUCUGGGAAGAAGUCAAAAUCUGCUGGUGAAUCCAGCAAGUCUGGGAACCUUGUGUUCUCUAUCUCUGAAGGUAGUGGCUCCUCUGAUGAUUCUGCUGCCUCUGCUCCUCCUGCCUAAUCUCUUUAGUUCUUCUCUAGCUGUGUUUUUAUGUUUUCUCGUUUAGUAUCUUUUGUUUAGGGGGAACAAGUCCUUUUGUGUUCAGGGGGAACUGGUAUCCAGUUCCAAGUAGUUAGGGGGAAUAUCUUCGAUAUCCUCAUAUUUUGCUUUCUCAAUCCCCCCUGUAUUGCUGCUCUCCUUGUAACUGCCGUUAAUGAAUGCACUUCUGUUUU
Molecule: messenger RNA, 1292 nt
Organism: Linum trigynum
Lineage: Eukaryota; Viridiplantae; Streptophyta; Magnoliopsida; Malpighiales; Linaceae
Source: the annotation of a GenBank genome assembly